AUGGACAAGAUCCUGGAGGGACUGGUGAGCUCGUCCCACCCGCUGCCGCUGAAGCGCGUCAUCGUGCGGCGGGUGGUGGAGCUGGCCGAGACGCCGCUGAGCCCGGCGCAGUGCCGCGCCAUGUUCGCGCUCGGCACCCGGCUGGUGUUGCAGGGCCCCGACGCCUUCCAGCGGCAGGUGGGCCGCCAGGUCCUGGAGGCCUACGGGCGCUACCAUCGCGCCGAGUUCGAGGCCUUCUUUGACCGGGGACUGGUCCUCGGCCUCCUGCAGCGCGGCUACGGCGAGCUGAGCUGCCGCGACCCGGCCAUCCUCGACUACAUCCAGGCGGGGCUGCGCCUCAUCAUGAGCUGCCCCUCGGUGCUGGAGCUCUUCGAGCUGCUGCAGGUGGAGGCCCUUCGCAUAGUGUGUGAGCGGCCCGCGCCGCCGCUCUGCGCUCGCCUGUGCCAGCUGCUGGGCGACUUCCCGCAGUGUCUGCCCCGCGGCAGGAAGCUCUCGCUCGCCUUCUGCCAGCAGCUGGUGCGCAGCAUCGCCCACUUUCAGAGCCGGGGCAGCCGCGAGGCCGAGCUGCGCCUCUACGUCUCGCAGGUGACGCAGGUCAGCGGGCUGCUGCGCAGCGUCUGGAAGGCCGAGCCCGACACGCUGCUGCCCUCCCUGCAGGAGCUCUUCGCCGUCAUCGCCGCCGCCGAUACUGCAUUUGAACCCUCUGUUGCACUGGCAAGUCUUGUGCAGCAUAUACCUUUGCAGAUGAUUACAGUACUCAUCAUGAGCCUUACUACAGAUCCAAAUGUGAAAGAUGCCAGUAUGACUCAAGCUCUGUGCAGAAUGAUUGACUGGUUGUCUUGGCCUCUGGCUCAGCAUGUGGAAACAUGGGUGAUUGCACUGCUGAAAGGACUAGCUGCAGUCCAGAAAUUUACUAUCCUUAUUGAUGUCACUCUGAUGAAGAUAGAACUGGUCUUUAAUCGACUUUGGUUUCCUUUAGUAAGACCUGGUGCCCUUGCUGUUCUUUCUCAUAUGUUACUUAGCUUCCAGCAUUCUCCGGAAGCUUUUCAUUUGAUUGUCCCACAUGUGGUCGGCUUGGUUCGCUCCUUCAAAAGUGAUGGCUUGCCUUCGAGUACAGCGUUCUUGAUGCAGUUGGCUGAGUUGAUACAUUGUAUGAUGUAUCAUUAUUCAGGUUUUCCAGAGCUCUAUGAACCUAUUCUGGAAGUUUUUAAGGAUAUGCCCAAGCCCAGCGAAGAGAAAAUGAAGCUGAUUCUCAGUCAGAGUGCCUGGACUUCUCAAUCCAAUUCUUUGCCGUCUUGUUUAUCUAGACUUCCUGGAAAAUCUGAAACUGGGAAGACGGGCCUGAUUAACCUAGGGAAUACCUGCUACAUGAACAGCAUUAUUCAGGCACUUUACAUGGCUACUGAUUUCAGAAGACAUGUUUUAUCUCUGAAUCUAAAUGGUUGUAAUUCAUUGAUGAGAAAAUUACAGCAUCUUUUUGCGUUUUUGGCCCAUACCCAGAGGGAGGCGUAUGCUCCUAGAAUUUUCCUUGAGGCGUCCAGACCGCCGUGGUUCACCCCUCAAUCACAACAGGAUUGCUCAGAAUAUCUCCGUUUCCUGCUCAACAGGUUGCAUGAAGAAGAGAGAACUUGGAAAGCAUUGUCUUCAGCAAAGUCUGCUGAAAGUAGGAAGAGUGAAGAGUCCCAGGCACAAGAAACUGUCCCUAAAGCACAGGUAUUUGCUGAAGCACUUUGUAAGGGGAGUGAAGAAAGAACUCUCAUAGAGAGAAUGUUUGGAGGAAAACUGAAGACUACUAUCUGCUGUUUGAACUGCAAAAGCACAUCUCAAAAGGAGGAAGCUUUUACAGAUCUCUCUUUAGCUUUCUGUCCUCCGAUGUCCUUGGAAAGCGCUAGUGUGAAAUGUGUGGCACAUUCUGAAAUAAAAGAUGGCUCUGUGGUGCAAACUACUAUUUCGGCAACUUCGGCUGGAGAAAUACCUCUCAGUAGCUUGGAAGUAAAUGGUGGAAGCAACGCACUUACAAAUGAAGGAAUCCCAAAGGAUUUUUCUGCUGAGCCAAACUCGGAGACAAAAUCUGAAUUGAACAAGGAUCAAGAUAGUAGGGAUGUUUCUUCUGCACUGGUAGGGAAAAGCACCCCAUCGGUAACGGACUUACUGAAUUAUUUUCUGGCACCUGAGAUCCUUAGUGGAGACAAUAAGUAUUAUUGUGAGAAGUGUGCCUCUCUACAAAAUGCUGAGAAAACUAUGCAAAUCAUUGAGGAACCUGAAUACCUCAUUCUCACUCUUCUGAGAUUUUCGUAUGAUCCAAAGUGUCAUAUAAGACGUAAAAUCUUGGACAGCGUUUCUCUGCCACUUCUUUUGGAAGUGCCAGUCAGAAGAGCAACAUCCCCUCUAGCUGUGGCUUCAGGAAGUUGGUCUGUUGAUGUUGAGGUUUCUGAUAUUGGAGAAAAUCUUGCUAAAAAACUGAAGCCCUCAGGUGCUGAUGAAGUGUCCUGCCCACAGCUGGUGCCCUAUGUGCUAAGUUCUGUGGUGGUGCACUCUGGUGUAUCCUCUGAAAGUGGACAUUACUAUUCAUAUGCUAGAAAUGUUACUGGUUCGGGUUCUUCAGGACAGUGUCACCAGUCCCAAGCUUUUUCUUUAAUUUCUCCUCAGAAUAAGUUGUUAGCGGAGGAGAGUCCCUGUGCUGUUAUAGAAAGUGAGCUGGACACUGAGAUGCCAAAAGAAUGGUUUUUAUUCAAUGACAGCAGAGUGACAUUUACCUCAUUUCAGUCAGUCCAGAAAAUUACCAGUAGGUUUCCGAAGGACACUGCUUAUGUUCUGUUUUACAAAAAACAGAAUAGUACCUGUGGCUACAAUGCAAAUUCAGCAAAUGGACUCUGGGUGAAUGGAGACCCUCCCCUACAAAAAGACCUCAUGGAUGCAAUUACAAAAGAUAACAAACUAUACUUGCAGGAGCAAGAGCUUAGUGCUCGAACGCAAGCACUUCAAGCUGCCUCAGCCUCGUGCUCUUUCCGCCCCAAUGGAUUUGAUGACAAUGAUCCCCCGGGAAGUUGCGGACCAGCAGGUGGAGGAGGAGGGGGUGGAUUCAGUACUGUUGGUAGAUUAGUGUUUUGACUAGGCUGAUGACCUGGAAUACACUGGUUCUAAAGCAGCGCGGUACCGCUGAGGACAGUUAAAUGUUGAACUUACUGUACGAAGUUUUGAGACUUCAUCCUUGUUUAAAAGCAAAUGUUGAGCAGAAGCAAUUCUUGCGUACCUUUUCUUUGAAAUAAAUAAGCGCAUAAUGGAAAAAAAAAAAACUACCUCUUAAAAAUUCAAUUGCUUUUAUAGUAAGAUAUGCUUUCCCAAAAGACAGAAAAUUGAGAUUUUUAAGUAGGUUCUAACACCUCUGCGUUUAAACAAAUGCAUUUACAUCAUUUUCCAUAGACUUUAUCCACUUAAUGAAGCAAGUUGAUUUUGACUCUGGUGGCGUUGUUGUAUGUGCAAGUCCUUUCAGAUGGGUUAAACUACGUGCGUAGUCUCCCAUUCCACCUUAUUUACAAGUCUGAUAACUUCAUAGUUUCUAGAGAUGAUGCAAUCAUACAAUGAAGGCAAUAAAUUAAUGUGAAUUGAUACAGUACUUCUAAAAAUAUUCAGUAUAUUUACAGUAUGAGUGUAAAGAAGAAAAAUAUAAAUAUUUGCAAAGCUAUUUUCCACAAAAGUGCAUGUUCUGUGGGAACAAUGUUUUUAAAUAGAAGUUACUAACUUUGUAGCAUUUUUUAUUGUUUUGAGAGUUUUAAAAUUAUUUCAGGGAAUAUAUAUGCUGUGUAUUUGAAAGGAGGAGAUUCUGUAUGUGCCUUGCAGUACUGUAACUUAAAUUAAGCUUUCUGAGACUGCGUAAAAGGAAGAAAAUGGUUGUGGUCAAUUUUUCUUGUCAGUGUUAGGAAUCAAGUGUUUCUAGAAAGCUAUUUGGUUUCCAGAAGUAGAAGCUUAAAAAAGGACUAAGUUUGUCCAUUAUUUUUGAAUCAGAGGAAUAUACCUAGAGAAUUAUUAUUUUCGUGGCUGCAUUGGUUAAAGAGGUCAGUCAUAAAUUUUGAACUACACUUACGAAAUCAUAGGAAGGCUACCUAUAUGGAUCCUUGCUGAGGGUCUGUGCUUGUAAAAGACCUUCAAAAUUUUGCCUUCCGGUUUGUUUUCGUUUUUAAUUUUUUUGGUGAGAAGUAGUUGAUGAAUUCAGGCUUUAAUUGUCUGCAGAAGACCAAAAUGACAUCUGUGGGGUGACGUCUACUGGCUUAUUGGGCCAGCAUAAGUCAAGGAAACCACUCUUCUAGUCUCGACAGAAUUAGAAACUGUUUUUGAUGUGCAAUGAGGAUAACAAAAGUAAAUGAGUUACACUAAAUGUGGUGAUUGAUUCUGAACUUGAAUAAUCUUAUACUGAAGUGUAAAUUUAUUUAAAAUAUUUUUUAGAAAAUUCUGCACUGUUUUGCUGUGUUUUUUAUAUUCUACUUAGUGACAAAGUGCAUCUUUAAAAAGCAUGCGAACCUGGCAGGUGGUAGUUAAACUGUACAAUAUUUUUUUUUUCUGAAAAUGCCUUUUAAAAGCAUAAACUAAGUUUAACUUGGUUCCUAUAGUGCUGAGUAAAUGGAUUUUAGUCCACAGUAAGGUAUCCUAGCUUGCAAACUAUUUUUAUAUUGUCACUAAAAUUGUUACUUGCUCUGCUAUUGGUUCAUAUGCUGCUGUUCGAGAAAGCAGUUCACCUUCAGUUUCAUUAAAUGGCUUCCAUGCUCUGUUUUGACUGUUGUAUGUCAGCUAUCUCAGUUGUACUGGUGGGUUCAGCUGUGAGAUGGGAAGUGUUAUGAGACCAACGUGAAGAAUAUUCUCGUUUAGCUUGCUUGAGUGAAGUUUUCUUGAAGCUCACUCCACCUUUACAUUUGGUAGCUUUCAGUCUAAGAGGGUUUUUUAUUUCCUUUUAGGUUUUUCUCCGACUUAAUUCCAGUUUCAAGGUUAAUCUGGUUUGUUUGGGUUUUUUUUACCAAAUUGUGGGAAGGGCGCACUUAAAAGCUGUUAAUUUGUGUUAGAGUGGGGAUGUUUUCUGUCUCCAAAUGAGUUAACGGUUAAUUUUAAAACAGCAAAAUUAAAAGCAGGAGCAGAUGUUUUUACUCUAUAUGAAAUCAGGCUUUUGUAAAGGUCGGUUUUGCUUUUCAUGCUCUCCAGUAAAAGUAGCCUACCUUAAAAAUGUGUGGUAUGAUUUUUGUGUACCUAUUGUGUAUGUGUUUCAUGAGCUCUUGGAAGGCUUUCUACACUCUAGUUUGCCUAUUGUAAGUAAAAUAUUAAAUUUGGUAACUUCAUAACAGAGUAAUGCCACAGUUUAAAACUGGAAGUGUCUGAAGGUUUUUGCUUUGUCCUGUUGAUGCAGUUACUUGGAAUUAUACAGCUUAUGUUUUUAAACCUAACAUAUCUUUUUACAAGUCUGCCUUCUGACCUGACAGCCCUCAAAGGCAGAUGGAUACUUAAUGUGGAAGGCUUCAAUAAAGCUAGUGGGAGCAGAGAAGUA
Molecule: messenger RNA, 5530 nt
Organism: Centrocercus urophasianus (Greater sage-grouse)
Lineage: Eukaryota; Metazoa; Chordata; Aves; Galliformes; Phasianidae
Gene: USP38
Product: ubiquitin specific peptidase 38
Exons: 10
Coding region: 1-3111 (1036 amino acids)
Biological process (GO): ubiquitin-dependent protein catabolic process; protein deubiquitination
Cellular component (GO): nucleus; cytosol
Molecular function (GO): cysteine-type deubiquitinase activity; cysteine-type endopeptidase activity
Source: RefSeq, a predicted model, not a curated record